Lagopus muta (rock ptarmigan) is the source of this 4303-nucleotide messenger RNA. RefSeq lists its product as uncharacterized. Lineage: Eukaryota; Metazoa; Chordata; Aves; Galliformes; Phasianidae. The record is from RefSeq and is a predicted model, not a curated record.
AGUGACUAGAUGCCAGGAGGGAUCAGCAGCUGUAAUAGGGCAUGCCCUUAGCUCUCGUCCUCGUCCAUUGUGCUGGUUGUUUUCUGUUCAGCCGACAAAAGCAUUUACCUCGUGGUUAGAACAACUCUCGUUAUUGUUACGUAAAACCCGUCUUACUGCAAUAAGGGCCUUUGGAAAGGACCUUGAUACUAUAUACCUGCCAGGAACCUUUCGGAACGUUCAGCCUUUGCCAGAGGAGGUUUUCCUUGUUCUCUAUGAUUUCAGUGGUAAUCUUAGCUACACAGACUCACUGCCUAUCUUUGAUCUAGCAAGGCCUCUCCAGAUAUCACUGCAGUAUAGAGUACUGGAUACCCCUGUGGACGGCCCAACAAUUUUUACUGAUGCUUCUUCAGCUACUAAACAAGGAGUAGCUGUCUGGCAAGCUCAGGAUGGCAAAUGGGAGUCUAAGGUGAUAAUAGAUUGUUCAGCAAGUGUUCAAAUGCUUGAGGCCAGAGCUGUGGCAGUUGCGUUGCGCCUUUGGCCUCAGACACCUUGUAACAUCGUUACUGAUUCUGCAUUCGUGGCUAAAAUGUUACUGCGUAUGGGCAAAGAGGGACAGCCCAAUACAGUAACUGCAGCCCUAUUGGAAGAUGCCUUAGUGGUUAGGUCAGAGCCAGUUGCUAUUCUUCACGUCCGUAGCCAUUCUGAUGUUCCAGGAUUUUUUACAAAAGGAAAUGACAUAGCUGAUCAAAUGGCUAGGAAGCAGGUAUAUACCCUGCAAGAGGCUCGUGAUCUUCAUUCCACAUUACACAUAGGGGCAAAAGCGUUAGCUCGAACGUGUUCUAUCCCUAUCACAGUUGUUAGGGAAAUUGUGCAGAUGUGUCCAUAUUGUAAUUCUGCGCCGGCGUUAGGGGCAGGGGUUAAUCCCCGUGGUCUCACCCCAUUGGAUAUUUGGCAGACAGAUUUUAUGAUGGAACCGCGAAUGGCACCAAGACAAUGGCUCGCAGUGACAGUUGAUACGUCUUCUACAGUCAUUAUUGCUACACAGCACAGCCGUACUAGUUCUACAGCGGCACAACAUCAUUGGGCCACAGCCAUAGCAAUUUUGGGAAUGCCACGCCAUAUAAAAACAGAUAAUGGCUCUUGUUUUACUUCACGUUCGUCUAAAGAAUGGUUAGCCCGUUGGAAUAUCACACAUACUACAGGAAUUUCAGGCAACUCACAAGGUCAAGCUAUUGUUGAAAGGGCUAACCGCCUCCUCAGAGAAAAAAUUCGUGUCCUGGGGGAGGGCGGAGGACAUACAGGAAGAAUUCCGGUAUCAGAACAAGGAGAGAUUUUGGCACGAGCAUUAUAUGCAUUGAAUCAUUUUGAGCGUGGGGAAAACACAAGAACCCCGAUACAAAAGCAUUGGCAGCCAAGAAUCAUUGAGGAAGGGCCACCGGUUAAGAUCAAGGUAGAUAGUGGUAUUUGGGAAUCGGGCUGGUCUAUUUUGGUAUGGGGAAGAGGAUAUGCUGCAGUAAAAAAUAAAAAUUCCGGAAAAAUUUUGUGGGUCCCAUCCAGGAAAGUUAAACCUGAUGUAAGUGGGACAUGAUGGAAAAGCAGAGAAAUAAUCAAGAACUGAGUGCUUUGUUUUUAGGCAUUGCUGUUUGGAACUCGUCAAGAAAAAACACCGAACCCUCGACCGAAGCCACGACCGAAGCCCGCCUCGGGAAAGGAAACAGACAAGGAGCCACUGAUAACGACGAGAUCAAUCUCUCCUGUGUUGUUAUCUGUGUGUUUUUGUUGUUUACAGCUAUUUCUCCUGGAGAGGGUAUAACUAUCAGUGAUUUACGGUAUGGUCGUAAGGAAUAUACAGGAAUGAUGGGACCGGUAAAUAAUUUGACUUUGCUGACCGUGGUGUUACGUGAAAACAGACCGUAUGACAAAAGUGAAUGGGGAUGGGAUAAUGCUACCAGAUCUCCACGAAUUUGGGGAAAACCAGGGCAGAAUAUAGAAGUAAAAUGUUGGAUGGUAAAUGGAUCUCAGUAUAAGAAGGCCACUCAAAUUUCGAAAACAGAUGUUAUAUCAGGCGUAAGGGAUCGUAAAUCCUGUGUUAUUGAACAGGGAGAUUGCCAGUAUAAUUUCGUCCUGACCCAACCUGUAAUGAUAACAUGCCUUUGGACACAAGACACCUUAGGACGAUCUUUUAAAUUCAAGGUGGAUCUCUUUAGUCAACAAACAACUGAUGCCCCAUAUACAACUCCCACUAGGAGACUGGAGAGUGUUAUCUCCCCACAAAUUUAUCAAAUUGGGCCGUACGCCAUAAAGAACACAGGUCAGCGUCAGGUGAUCUUUAAUCCAACAUGGUCCCUUAAACGAGUGAUGCUAUUAUUGCAGACUAAUGUGUCAACUAUUAAACCAGAUUGUGCAUUAUUUUUAAGCAUGUCAUAUGCCGGAUGGUCGGCAUGGCUUCAUCGACAGGCACUUGAUACACCUAGAAGAGCAAAAAGAGAUGUUUCUGGUAUUCUGGGAACAGGUUUAGGAGUCUUAAACAGUAUAGACACUGAAAUACUCAUGAGUAAAUUGAAUGCCAUUACAAGUAAUAUACGUGAAUUGCAACAUCCUCUACAGUCGUCUCUAUCAGGUUUAGGAACAAGCCAAUGGCUUUUAUCAGAUGUGUUACCGCAAUGGGAAAAGAUAGAUAGGAGAGAUCAUCUGCUGAUUAUGGAUGCGCUUUCAGCAGUCCAAGGUAAUACUUCUUUAGCCCUCAGUUGCAUUCAGGCCCAGAUGUGGAUGCAGUUUAUAGCAGCGACAAUCGUGAGAGAAGGUGAGGAUGGCACUAUACCCACUGAAAUUAGAAAAGUAAUUUGGGACAAUGCAAAUAGGUUUGAAAGAAAAUUUCAAUCAUGGUGGCAUUUAGUUAACUUCACUUAUGAUCCUGUCACCAAUUAUGCCGUGGCUUUUGUUUUGAUGAUAAGUAAUGCUUCAGUAUACACGAUAUAUCCAAUCGUAGCUCUAGGAUUAAAUCAUGGUGAGACUACUCUGUAUCCAAUUGAACAUCGGAUAUGGGCUCUUCAAAAGAAUGAGAAAUGGCAAACUGUGGACGUUAGUUCAUGUGCCAUGCGAGAACAACAAGGAUUUAUUUGUGAAAGUAAUACAUUUGAGACCCAAGAUAUCUGUUUUGACACUGAACAAAAUAUCUGCCACUUUGAGGUCCAGCCUGGUAGGAUGUUCAAAUCAAUGCUUGUCUAUAUUGGAAAAGGAUGUGCUUGCAUCAGAACUCAUUGCGACUCCAUACAAAUAGGGGAUAUGAUUGUUGAUACUGCCAAUCACUCAAAUCUUUGUGUUUGCAAUUUUAUCAAUAUUUUAGGAUGUGAUUUUAACUAUACAGUUCCUGUUACUUCAUAUCAGCUUUUGCAGUUCAAUUACACCCUGAUCAAAGAUUUGCGUCCAGCGCUGAUUGGAAUGAAUCUCGCUUUGGUAAAGGAGCUUCUACAACAUGACGAUCUGCAUCGACUAUUAGAACGCAUCAAAGACAACGGACAAAAGACCUUGAUUACUGUUCAUCAUGACGUGAAAAAGAUACAUCGCAUCUUGGAAAGAGUAAUGAAAGCUGGAGAACAUCAUUGGUGGGAGGUUCUUUUCGGUUGGUCUCCCACAGCUACAGGAAUAUUUAACUCUGUACUACAUCCGGUAGUUGUUAUAUUAGGUCUGAUACUAUUAUGCUUGGUUUUUAUAGUUAUAAUAUAUAAAGACAUGGCGCUUGCUAAAGCAAGUGUCCCAGCUUGAUUUAGCAUUAAAUAGGGAUACACUGCAUCGUUUUUUGUAAGACUUAUCUUAAGGCUGAUAGACGGUUGUAACGUUAAGGUAGAACUUAUAUAAGAUAUUAAGAUUUUAGGAUUGUUAAGAUAAUAGAUUGUCAUUAAGUUAUAAGUAUAUAAGUUAAGUUAUAAAGUUAUAUAAGGUUAUAAGGUUAUAUAAGUAUAUAGCUCAUUAAGUUAUAAGGUUAUAAGUAUAUAAGUAUAUAAGUUAUAAGGUUAUAUAGGGUUAUAAGUUAUAUAGUGUUAUAUAAGUUAUAGGGUUAUUAGGAUAGGAUAUUUUGCGAAUCGGGUUGUAACGGGGCAAGGCUUACCCGAGAGGACAAUGGCAUGUAUAGGCGCAAUGCGGGGAUUUCGGGGUGUACGCGGUUAGGGUCCUCUCGAGUUGUAGUAUGCUUUCUUGAGCAUGGAGAGGGGGAGAUGUUGUCAGCAACUGCGAAACUGCGAGACCCCCCCGCAGGGUCUGAUGUGUUAAGCUCCCUCCCUGCUCUAAUGAUUGAUGUGUGAUGUGCCCCCUUGGGGGCGUA